AUGUUCUCGCUUGAGUGGUGUGAGCGGAAAGCCCGACGCCUCGAACUACUACCAAAAGAGCCCUUCGAGGAAGUCGGUCGCAGCACGUGGCCAAGCCAGCACAUAUUGUGCAGCGUGAUCAAUUCAUCUGUCGAGGGCAUCCUCGGACGCGUACCGGAUAUCCGCAGCACAUACCAUAUCCACAGCACCGCCGACACAAGCACCGUGAAUAGCGGCGAUCACGGGUUUGUUGCACUGAUAACAAACGACAUGAGCGUACGGGGGGAAAAUCGAUUGCAUACCUUCUCCAACCAAUUGAACGUUUCCUGCAAGUCUUCAGCAACACGGCGCAGAGCCAAAGCGAAACGAGCCGCAUCAUUUGAAUGUGCCUCGGCGAAAAUAGACGGAAUUUCAGUUAAAUCCAUGCCUGAAGAGAAUGGACCGAAACGUGGGAUACAAACCAGCAGAAAAGAUUUCGCCCUGUGCAGAAAGCACAACAACGCGGGUUGA
Messenger RNA from Opisthorchis viverrini, 489 nucleotides. RefSeq lists its product as hypothetical. The transcript has 2 exons. Bases 1 to 489 code for a protein of 162 amino acids. Lineage: Eukaryota; Metazoa; Platyhelminthes; Trematoda; Opisthorchiida; Opisthorchiidae. The record is from RefSeq and is a predicted model, not a curated record.